UUUUUAAUUUUGAUUACACAGUCGGUGGACAGACAGCCGCUGCAAAAUGUCUUUUAGCAAUUUAAUAAAACGUUGCACGUUAGUUGCCCCUCAAUUGAUAAAACGUAGUAUAUACACAAGCACUUCUAGGACAAGUAGUAAAGCUUAUGAUCAUGAUGGCAAAACUAAAAUCACCAUAUUCAAUACACAACAGGAUUUGGGUAUAAUGAUUACUGGCUACAGUCAGUAUGGCUUUCGCAUGAACAACGAUAUGGUUGUUAUAGGUCCAGUUGCAGUCUUUCCCAGGUCUCUUUUGUCAUGGAAUGUGGAAUCGGUUGAUGACAUAAACGAAGAAAGCUUGUCCCUAUUUACAGCUUUGGAGCCGAAAUUGGAUCUAUUAAUUAUAGGUAUUGGAGACCAAACAGCUUCGCCCAGUUUCUCCAAAAAGAUUUUGAGUUUUAUGAAAAAGUAUAAAAUUAAUGUAGAAGUUUUAAGAACCGAACAAGCAUGUGCUACAUUUAAUUUCUUAAAUGCGGAAAAUCGAAUGGUUGCUACAGCUUUGAUACCUCCUCUACAUAUAACUUACAAUGAAAAUGAUGUGUUGGGCACAAGUAUCCAAAGAUUCAAGCAAAGUUUUUAGAGAAAUCGUUUAGAAUAGUUGAAUUUAAAUUAAGUUUAGUUUGUUCGUUGUGUUGAAAUGUGUAUUUAAUAAUAAAAUACCAAAAGCUAAAGAAAGAACUUACCUGA
Messenger RNA from Calliphora vicina (urban bluebottle blowfly), 726 nucleotides. RefSeq names its product NADH dehydrogenase [ubiquinone] 1 alpha subcomplex assembly factor 3. Gene Ontology annotation, cellular component: mitochondrial inner membrane. The record is from RefSeq and is a predicted model, not a curated record. Bases 47 to 619 code for a protein of 190 amino acids. The transcript has 3 exons. Lineage: Eukaryota; Metazoa; Arthropoda; Insecta; Diptera; Calliphoridae. Gene Ontology annotation, biological process: mitochondrial respiratory chain complex I assembly.